AUGCAACUUAUAUUUAAUUUUCUUCUUGUCACCGGUGCGAUCGUUCAUGCCUAUGACUCCAGCAAUAUCGGUUGGGAUGAAGCCUACUCGCAGGCCAAUUACGACUUGCAGAAGCUGAACCUGACAGAAAAAGUCGGAAUCGUGACCGGGAUGACCUGGAAAGGCGGCCCCUGCGUAGGAAAUACUUAUGCGCCCGACUCCAUUGACUAUCCCUCGUUGUGUCUGCACGACUCUCCGCUGGGUAUCCGGUUUGCGAAUCCCGUGACGGCCUUCCCCGCAGGUAUUAACGCGGGCGCAACCUGGGAUCGGAGCUUGAUGUACGCUCGCGGAGCAGCAAUGGGAGCGGAGGCCAAGGGACUGGGGGUACAUGUGCAGUUGGGACCGGUGGCUGGACCACUGGGAAAGAACCCUGAUGGCGGAAGAAACUGGGAGGGCUCGUCGGGGGAUCCUUAUCUGAGCGGAGUUGCUAUGGAAGAAACGAUUCAAGGUAUGCAGCAUGCCGGGGUUCAGGCCUGUGCCAAGCACUGGCUCGGGAAUGAGCAAGAACACAAUAGAGAAACCAUCAGCUCCAACAUGCCUGAUCGAGCCACACACGAGCUAUAUGUGUGGCCGUUCAUGAACGCAGUCAAGGCCAACGUGGCUUCGGUCAUGUGCUCCUACAACAAGGUCAAUGGUAGCUGGGCCUGCGAAAGCGAUGACAUUUUGAAUGGGCUCAUGAAAAAUGAGCUGGGAUUUCGUGGGUAUGUCGUCAGUGAUUGGAAUGCGCAACACACCACCGUCAACAGUGCCUUGGCAGGUUUGGACAUGACCAUGCCGGGGAGCGACUUCAACGUUCCGCCCGGCAGCAUCUUCUGGGGGGAGAACCUGAUCGAUGGCGUGGUAAAUGGCAGCGUACCCGAGUCCCGUCUGGACGACAUGGUCACCCGCAUUCUGGCCGCGUGGUAUCUCGUCGGCCAAGAUAAAGCAUACCCUGAGGUGGCAUUCAACUCGUGGGAUGGCGGCCAGGCCAGGGUUAACGUAACCGAUGACCAUAACUCUGUCGCUCGCGCUGUCGCCCGGGACUCGAUCGUAUUGCUCAAGAAUGAUGCGCAUGCACUACCGCUCCAACGGCCCAGAAGUCUAGCUAUCAUCGGCGAGGAUUCCAUCGUGAACCCAGCCGGACCCAAUGCAUGCAGCGAUCGGGGCUGUAAUAAAGGCACGUUGGCCAUGGGUUGGGGGAGUGGAACCUCUGAGUUUCCAUAUCUUGUUUCCCCUCUCGAUGCCAUCCAGAACCGUGCGACAAAGGAAGACACCAAGAUCGUCUCCAGUCCUACUAGUGACACAACUGCCGCAGCCUCUGCUGCAGCUGCCGUCGAAACAGCGCUGGUAUUCAUCACCUCGGAUGCAGGCGAAGGGUAUAUUACCGUCGAAGGCCACGCCGGCGAUCGUAACCACCUCGAUCCAUGGCACUAUGGUAACGAACUUGUGCAGUCGGUGGCCAGUGCAAACGAGAAUGUGAUUGUAGUAGUGCACAGCGUAGGACCGAUCAUCCUAGAGACCAUCCUCGCCGAACCAUCAGUGAAAGCGAUCCUCUGGACUGGUCUUCCAGGUCAGGAGAGUGGAAAUGCCCUGGUCGACGUGCUGUACGGCACCACCGCCCCAAGCGGCAAGCUACCCUAUACAAUCGCACGGAAACAGAGCGAUUAUGGCACGCGUUGGCUCAAUUCCCAGACCGAUGAUUUCAUGGAAGGUUUAUUCAUUGACUACCGCCAUUUCGACGAGAAUGACAUUGUUUCGCGCUAUGAGUUCGGCUACGGCCUCUCCUACACAACCUUUGAAUACACCAGGCUGGCAGUGAGUGUCUUCACUACGUCAGGCCCAUCCAAGGGGCCGAUUAUCCCGGGCGGUGCGGCGGAUCUUUUUGAAUCUGUUGGAACCGUCUCCAUUAUUGUUCGGAAUAGCGGCAUCGUCGCCGGUGCCGAAGUUGCACAGCUGUAUCUGGGGCUGCCGGAUUCGGCACCCGCAACAGCCCCGAGACAGCUGAGAGGGUUCCAGAAGGUGAACCUGCAUCCGGGACAAUGGUCACAAGCUGUGUUUGAGCUGACACGACGGGAUCUCAGCUACUGGGAUGUGGAGCAGCAGAAGUGGGUGGUUCCGAGUGGUAGUUUUACGGCCUAUGUUGGUAGUUCUAGUCGUGAUAUUCGCCAAGAGGAGACAUUCAUUAUUGAGUGA
Molecule: messenger RNA, 2211 nt
Organism: Aspergillus tanneri
Lineage: Eukaryota; Fungi; Ascomycota; Eurotiomycetes; Eurotiales; Aspergillaceae
Product: beta-glucosidase
Exons: 3
Coding region: 1-2211 (736 amino acids)
Biological process (GO): glucan catabolic process
Molecular function (GO): beta-glucosidase activity
Source: RefSeq, a predicted model, not a curated record